UCAAUUUAUGAUUGAUAACUAUCAAGAAAUAUUUGAAGACUAUGACAGUACAAUAUCCAAUGAUAAUCAAAAGAAGUGUCAUGACAGAAAGUUGUCACUAAAUACUGUUGAUUUCGAGAAACGAGAAGGCAAUGUUUAUACAGCCCCACAAACACUCUCUGAAAAUACAUCUUCACCAUCAAAAAAACUGUUUCGUAAAUUUACACCCAGUAUUUGUUUGGAGAGAAUGCUGCCUUCUCCAUUUCUUGAAAUGCUAUCCAUCAUUGCAGAAAAGGGACAGGAAUCUGAUGAAAUAUUUAGAUGCUUAUUAAAAAAACCCCACUGGUCACUCAGGGAUAAGAUUUACACUGAACAACCAGUUGACUUGAAUGAGGAAUCCGUGCUCAUUAUAGCUUCGGUUGUAAAGGACUUUAUUAGAAAAAUACCAGGAAGCUUGAUGUGUUUCGAUUUAUAUGAAAAUUGGCUUCGAGUGAGUGAUGAAGCUUCUCUGGUUGGAAAAGUUCAUGCUAUACAAAGUAUUCUACUGAAAAUGCCACAACAUAACUAUUGGUUGCUGAAAGAACUUAUGAGCGUGUUAGUAAAAAUUAAAACCUCUUCCAAGAAUCACCUAGACACCUACAUGCUGUCGCUCCGCAUUGCACCACAUAUGUUUUGGGAUCCAACUUGCAAUAACUCCUUAUUUGGGAGUGACCUCCCCCAAAAGAUGACUAUUAUCCAAAUAAUGAUUGACAAAUAUCAAGAGUUAUUUGAAGACCAUGACAUUCCAAUUUGUAAGGAAAAUCAAAGUAGGUCUGAUGAUGUCAAAGUGUCACUUAAUACUGCUGCAGGGGACAGUGGAACACCUUCAACAUACCACGUUCCACAACAGAAGCAUCCUCAUGACUGAGGGAUGUCCUCACCAUUCUAUUUCAAUGUUCCCUUCUAUCUUCCACUUUACCAUCGCAGAAGAUAUUAUUACAAGAAACAACUGCAGUUUUAUAUUGAACCAUAUUACUUGCUGCAAAUAGUUUCAUUCACUAUACUUUAUGUUGUGCAUUACAUAAACUUAUCUAUUAUAAUAAAUUUUUAUUAUAUUAUU
Molecule: messenger RNA, 1078 nt
Organism: Grammomys surdaster
Lineage: Eukaryota; Metazoa; Chordata; Mammalia; Rodentia; Muridae
Product: rho GTPase-activating protein 20-like
Exons: 7
Coding region: 8-886 (292 amino acids)
Biological process (GO): signal transduction
Molecular function (GO): GTPase activator activity
Source: RefSeq, a predicted model, not a curated record